Molecule: messenger RNA, 500 nt
Organism: Scutellospora calospora
Lineage: Eukaryota; Fungi; Glomeromycota; Glomeromycetes; Diversisporales; Gigasporaceae
Source: the annotation of a GenBank genome assembly
GCUUAAGCCGCAUGAUGUCAAAGAGCCUACACUCAUUACGGAUGACAGAGGACUGGAUUUCUGCGCAGCCACUAACAUUGCACCAUUCUAUCAAGCGUAUUGGAACGGUUGGAAAGAGUUUCCGGCAAGCUAUUCCUCGCCAGCUGGUUUUGGCUCACUAUGGAUCCCUUGUGAUCCUUGUUUAGACUAUUGGGAAAUAUCUACGCCUAAGACUGUUUCGACACACUAUCGCGAAGAAUCGAUGCUUAGUCCGUCGGGUGUCUGUCCCUCAUUCGGUCCCUUACGCCAGCGCUGCUUAAAGGUGCUAGAUACUUUCUGGACCAUUGAGACGCGCAGAAAUUUCUGGCAAGAAGGGGAGAUAUGCGAACUUGACAGUCGUUGUAUCAAGCGGUUGGCGAGAGCCUACAGGCUUGCUAAAGAAAUUGAGAGCUCCUCGUUCCUUCCGAAAGUAGUUGAUCGGUGCCCGGAUUACGACUGGACUCGCCUCAGACAUCUCUCAG